UAAUCUUCUAAUCUUCUUACCACUUUUUUUAUUUAACUUUACAACUUCAUCCACUUCCACCCAUGAAAAAUUACCUAGCGAUAUACCCUUAUUUCUUAAUUCUCAGUUCUUUCUCACUACUGGUUCUCUAGGGUUCGCUUUCGAAAAACUUUAAUCAUGGGUAUUAAAGGCCUGUUCCCCAUCAUUAAAGAUGAGGCUCCUGCCGCCAUCAAAGAGGGUGACAUCAAAAGUCAGUUCGGUCGCAAAGUUGCUAUAGAUGCUUCUAUGAGUAUCUACAGCUUCCUGAUCGCCGUCCGCUCCGAUGGUCAGCAACUGAUGAACGAAUCUGGCGAUACCACUUCCCAUCUCAUGGGCAUGUUCUAUCGCACUUUACGAAUGGUCGAUAACGGUAUCAAACCUCUCUACGUGUUCGACGGUGCACCUCCGAAACUAAAGUCCGGUGAACUUGCUCGCCGUUUCCAGCGCAAGGCCGAAGCCAAGGAGGGACUCGAAGAGGCUAAAGAAACUGGUACGGCCGAAGAUGUCGAAAAGUUCUCCCGCCGAACCGUCCGAGUCACCAAGGAGCACAACGCCGAGUGCCAGCAGCUGCUGAAGUUGAUGGGUAUACCCUAUAUUAUUGCGCCAACCGAAGCUGAAGCACAGUGCGCCGCUCUCGCCAGAGCUGGAAAGGUGUACGCCACAGCCAGUGAAGAUAUGGACACGCUAUGUUUCGACAGCCCAGUCUUACUACGCCAUUUGACCUUUAGUGAGCAGAGAAAGGAGCCGAUUCAGGAAAUCCAUGUCGAUAAGGUCCUCGAGGGGUUAAAUAUGGAUCGCAAACAAUUCGUCGAUCUCUGCAUUUUACUUGGAUGUGAUUACGUCGAUCCCAUCCCCAAAGUAGGGCCUAGCACUGCUUUAAAGCUGAUACGUCAAUAUGGCACACUCGAGAAGGUGGUUGAAUACAUCAAGAGCGAUUCCAAGUACACAUUGCCUGAAGAUUGGCCCUUUGAAGACGCACGAGCGUUGUUCUUCGAGCCAGAUGUUCGCCAGGCAGAUGAUCCACUUUGCGACUUUAAAUGGGAGAAGCCGGAUAUUGAAGGAUUGGUCAAGUUCUUGGUGACUGACAAAGGUUUCAACGAGGACAGAGUCCGCGCCGGUGGUGCAAGGCUGGAAAAGGCCACCAAGAGUUCGCAACAGGCUCGGUUAGAAGGCUUCUUCAAGGUGAUCCCCAAAACAGAUGAGGAAAAGGCCGCGCAUAAGCGAAAGCUCGAGGAACAGAACGAAGCGAAAAAGAAGAAGCUCAAGGAGGAUAAGAAAGAGAAGGCUAAGGCCAAGGCGAAGCCCCGUGGUGCCGUGUAGUGAUCUUGACACAUUUGAAAUACGAUUGACGCACUUUGUUUGGGACCAACUCAACCCGCGAAUAUGCGUUUUAUCAUAUGGACGGAGACUCUGCUUAAGACUGGCGUUAUGGGCUGUGAAGGAUCUGAUUGAAACCCGGAGUUUACGGUAAUGGAUGGGCAAGUUGAUACCAAAAGGUAUGAAAAUACUGGUGCUUCUGGAAAUGGCUCAUGAGGAAUAUCCUUAGCUACUAGCAUCUUUUUGAAGCUAGAUGAAUGUAUCAAUGCUAUCAAUUGACACUAUUGUCUUUACAAUUGUCGAAAUAAUCUAUUUCGGAAGAGAAUUUGUACCUAAGUGCAACGUGGAUAGAUGUGGAUUCCCCUCGGACCCGGAAGAGAAAAGUGGCGCCCCGCGUCCGGGACGGAAUUGUAAUGCCGAUUUUGUGCAAUUAAUCGGAGGAACAUAAUCUGUAGAUCGAUCUUGCGACCCAGUCUUUUCAGGGGUUUAGGUUGAGUCCAUCACCGACCAAUAACGCAUGCAGUAAUUAGAUGAGUUCAUCGAUUAUAUGCCGAUUUACUGAG
Molecule: messenger RNA, 1898 nt
Organism: Daldinia caldariorum
Lineage: Eukaryota; Fungi; Ascomycota; Sordariomycetes; Xylariales; Hypoxylaceae
Product: Rad27p/FEN-1 endonuclease-like protein
Exons: 4
Coding region: 157-1338 (393 amino acids)
Cellular component (GO): nucleus; cytoplasm
Molecular function (GO): 5'-3' exonuclease activity; DNA binding; 5'-flap endonuclease activity
Source: RefSeq, a predicted model, not a curated record